CAUUCAACUCAGCCUCCAUUAUUUAGUUCAUACUCCGUACCCUCCUAACUAAAACAUGAAAACCACAAACUUAAAUACUUGAUACAGUUUGACCUGACGUGACCCGAACCUACCCACCCCACUUGACCCCCCAUACGGCCAUACCCCAAUAUAUGGUUGAUUAAUCAUCAACCCUUGGACUUCAUGUUUUAAUCAAAGAAAAACGAAUCUAUCCAUUUCCUAGUCCUCCCACACCACGAGCUCAAGAAAAUGGAAAAACGACAAUACCAGAAAGAAACGUCAUAUCCAGUAACCCCAAAAGCCGUCAUCGCCUAAUCCUGCAACUUCCUCAGACACCCACACCAUAUAUAUCCUUUCUCUCUCCUCCUUUCACCUCUUUUUUUUUUUCUGCAACUCAAAUUCACCAAUCAUCUUCUUCAUUCUCCACUUUCUCUCUCCUCUUUCUCGCAUUUUCUCUCUCUUCAAUUUCCAGAAACCAUUAACAAUGUUAGUGCUAUCUUCCUCUACUCCUCCCGUUCUCGAGCUCCUCAAAGAUAGUGUUUCUUCUUCAUCGGCGGCGUCUUCUUCGGCGUUUUCUGAGGUGGUUCUUCGUCGGAGUUUUUUCACUCGGAGUAACUCUUCGUUACUAUGUUGCUGCUCUUCCAAGCUCAAAUUAAUGGCGGAUGCUGCUGUUCCGUCGUCUUCUUCUGUUUCUGCUUCUGAUUCUGAUUCUUAUUCUGCUUCUGAAGAGGAUAAUUGCAAGAUUCCACUCAAGAAUGAUAAUGAGAAUCAAUCUCUUCGUUCUCGCACUUACCUUGAUGUUCGUUCUGCUGAAGAGCUGAUUUCUGGAAUAAAAAGAGAAUCAGAAACUGGAAGGUUGCCUAAAGGUGUUACUGCUGCAGUGGAGGAACUUUUUCACUACUACCGCAACGCAGUCCUUUCAAGUGGAAUUUCUAAUGCUGAUGAACUAGUGUUGUCAAACAUGAAAACUAUGCUGAAUUUUGUGUUAAUGGAUAUGGAGGACCCUUUUGUAUUUCCACCGUAUCACAAAGCUAUUCGAGAGCCUAUUGACUAUUAUUCCUUUGGUCAAGAUUACAUUCGUCCAUUGAUUGAUUUUGGAAAUUCAUACGUCGGCAAUAUCACCCUUUUUCAUGAAAUGGAGGAGAAGCUUCAGCAGGGGCAUAACAUUAUCUUAAUGUCCAACCAUCAAACUGAAGCAGAUCCCGCCGUGAUUGCAUUGCUUCUGGAGAAGACAAAUUCACUCAUCGCAGAAAAUCUGAUCUACAUAGCAGGCGAUCGAGUUGUAACUGAUCCUCUUUGCAAACCCUUUAGCAUGGGAAGGAAUCUUCUUUGUGUUUACUCUAAGAAGCACAUGCAUGAUGUUCCCGAGCUUGUUGAUGCAAAGAAAAGAGCAAAUACAAGGAGUUUGAAAGAGUUGGCCUUACUUUUAAGAGAAGGUUCAAAAAUAAUCUGGAUCGCACCCAGUGGUGGAAGAGAUCGUCCAGAUGCUGUCACUGGUGAAUGGUACCCGGCAACUUUUGAUGUCACAUCAGUGGAUAAUAUGAGAAGGCUUGUGGAACAUUCCGGCGUACCAGGGCAUAUCUAUCCAAUGGCAUUACUAUGCUAUGACAUAAUGCCUCCUCCAGCACAGGUUGAAAAAGAAAUUGGGGAGAAAAGAGUAAUAUCCUUUCAUGGAGUUGGGUUAUCUGUUGAACCAGAGAUCAAAUACUCUGAUAUUUCUUUUGGUUGGGAAAACGAGAAAGAGGCUAAGGCGGCUUAUGCACAAGCAUUAUAUGCUUCUGUGAAAGAACAAUAUAAAGUCCUCAAAGCUGCUAUAUAUGAAAAACAAGGCUCAAGUGCAUCAACGAUGGCUACUUCUCUGUCACCACCUUGGACCAGUUGACAUCGGUGGCCUUUGCUUUCUUUUUAGCUUUUAAGAGAACUUGUAGCUUCCCCUGUUGCUGUCCAUCAUUCUUAAGCACCUUCAAGCGACAAUUUUUAGUGUUUUAUUGCUUGUGGAGGCAGCAUGCUCACUUAUUUUUCCUCGAGGGAUAGUAGGUGGGGAGGAGAUUAUAGCUGUCAGCCUAUCACUACCAUUCCAAUUUUUGCUAGGUUCCAUUUUCUGAGAAUUUUUUUUCUUUACAGGAAGAGGUUUCAAACGUUAAUGACCUCUUAGGUGCUCUAUUCAGUCAUUGUACAGCAUUGUUCUUCCGUAAAAUGUAUAUUUCCAAAUCUUGUAUUGUUUCUUAGGCGAAAUACGUUACAUUGUUAUAUUACUGAAAUUUUGGUAUCAAUUUUUGACACAUCUAUAGUUCUAUCA
Molecule: messenger RNA, 2299 nt
Organism: Chenopodium quinoa (quinoa)
Lineage: Eukaryota; Viridiplantae; Streptophyta; Magnoliopsida; Caryophyllales; Amaranthaceae
Product: glycerol-3-phosphate acyltransferase, chloroplastic-like
Exons: 13
Coding region: 485-1882 (465 amino acids)
Biological process (GO): glycerophospholipid metabolic process
Molecular function (GO): glycerol-3-phosphate O-acyltransferase activity
Source: RefSeq, a predicted model, not a curated record